CAUUUGGUUUGACAGCUGCCACAGCCUGUGUGCAAAAAUACAUGCAGAAAAGUACACAGCACAUACAAAUGCUAGGCAAACACACUUUUACAAUUUAUUAAAACGGGAAGCACUCGCACUCGCAGUGCCGAGCAAAAUUAAUCAGACGUGAUUGAGUUAUAAUUUAGCGCAAGGCACAGCAGUCAAAACAAAAAGUAAUAACAUAUGUAUGUUUUUUCGGUCAAUAUUCUCCCAGCACACAAAGAUACGUGCAAACACAAACACACCAAAAGAGAAUACGCCAUAGUUUAAAGUGUAGGUUGGAAAGAAAAACAUAUAUUUAAAAUACUUAAAGUUUCAAGUAAUUAGUGGAUAUUCGUGAAUUUCGAUGUCGAUAUCGUGUUCGUGUUUCGGGUUCCUUAAUGAUUUAGUUGUUGUUGUCAUCCAAUAAGCGGUGCACGCGUCGGUGUCGGUCUCGAGUGCAAUUAAAAAUUUUAUCCCUCCUGAAGACGACGAGCGGAUACAGACGCACUCUCACACGCACACGCGCACACAACAAAAACAAAUUGUGGCGGCCACGGCAGCAGCAGAUACCAGAAAAGCAGCGAAGCAACAACUAAUAAUAAAGCAGAUAUAAAUUGUACGUAAAAAAAUAGCGCUAGGAAAACCAACAACAACAAUCAACAAAAGUGGACAAGAAUUUGCCACUCUAAGCAGUUUUGUUGGAUGAGUAGUGGUGCGGAGAGGAAAGUUUUGUGAAACGAACGAGGAAUCACAACAAAAGAGGCUCUUGGUAAAUAGUGGCAGUAGUGGCAGCGCUGGAGUGGAGCAGGAUUUGGACAGAGCACAGAGAGAACACUGCGCCCGGAUUCCAAUGAAUAGCAAACGGCCAAAUAAGAUGGAAAUUGAAACAGAUCAAUCAAUCGAAGCAAUGGACACCCAAGAGGUCGAGAUAAUUACAAGCGACCUACAGCAACAACCACAACAGCAGCAGCAACAACAGCAACAACAACAGACUAAUUCGCCACCACAACUGCCCAAAUUUAAGAAUCUAAUGCAUCCACAGUUGCACGCUGUCGGUGGCGUUACCCAACUUCCCAGUGAAAACGGCAAUGUGCCGCCACAACAACUUUUAGCCGAUAGCAGCUCUUCUUCGUUCAUAAACGAGCAAGAGAUGCCGAUGGAUGAUGAGACGAAGGAGGAUCAGUUCCGUUCCGAAACAACGUUCUCCUAUACGGUGGAGAACAUUGGCCAGCUGAAGAACCAGCACUUAUCACCAGCCGUCUAUGUGCGCAUGUUGCCAUGGAAGAUAAUGGUUAUACCGAAUGAUCGGGCCCUCGGCUUCUUCCUGCAGUGUAAUGGUGAAAAUGAUUCGCCCACCUGGUCGUGUAAUGCAAUUGCUGAGCUGCGUCUGAAAUGCCACAAACCGGACGCACAGCCGUUUACCCGGGCACGCAUCAAACACUUGUUCUACAGCAAGGAGAACGACUACGGAUAUUCGAAUUUCAUCACCUGGCAGGAGUUGCAGGAUCCGGACAAGUGCUAUGUACUAAACAAUAGCAUUACGUUGGAGGUGCAUGUCAUAGCGGAUGCACCGCACGGCGUACUCUGGGACUCAAAGAAACACACUGGCUAUGUGGGCCUGAAGAAUCAGGGAGCCACCUGCUAUAUGAAUUCGCUGCUACAGACCUUAUAUUUUACGAACUCGUUGCGUCUCGCGGUCUAUCGCAUACCCACUGAGGCCGAUGAUAGCACCAAAUCCGUGGGUCUUUCGCUGCAACGCGUCUUCCAUGAGCUGCAGUUUGGCGAUCGCCCGGUGGGCACCAAAAAGCUGACCAAAUCAUUCGGCUGGGAAACCCUCGACUCGUUCAUGCAACACGAUGUUCAGGAAUUUCUGCGCGUCCUUCUCGACAAGCUGGAGUCCAAGAUGAAGGGCACCUGCCUGGAGGGCACAAUUCCCGGACUCUUCGAAGGAAAGAUGUCCUCGUACAUUAAAUGCAAGAAUGUCGACUAUAAUAGCACACGCUAUGAGACUUUUUACGAUAUUCAGCUAAAUAUCAAAGACAAGAAGAACAUAUACGAGUCGUUUCAGGAUUAUGUCGCAUCCGAGACUUUGGAGGGGGACAACAAAUACGACGCCGGCGUCCAUGGCUUGCAGGAAGCCAGCAAGGGUGUCAUCUUUACCUCAUUCCCGCCAGUCUUGCACUUACAUUUGAUGCGUUUCCAGUACGAUCCGAUCACAGACAGCUCCAUCAAAUAUAACGAUCGGUUUGAGUUCUAUGAGCAAAUCAAUUUGGAUCGCUAUCUGGCCGAGCGUGAGAAGACGCCAGCGGACUAUUUUUUGCAUGCCGUACUCGUCCACUCUGGCGAUAAUCAUGGCGGUCAUUAUGUGGUAUUCAUAAACCCUAAGGCCGAUGGACGUUGGUUUAAAUUCGACGAUGAUGUGGUUUCCAGUUGUCGGAAACAAGAGGCGAUUGAACAGAAUUACGGCGGCAUGGACGAUGAAAUAUCCUUUCAUGCCAAAUGCAGCAACGCUUACAUGCUUGUCUAUAUACGUCAAUCGGAACUGGAUCGAGUGCUCAGCGAUAUACCGGAGAAUGAGAUCUCGAGCGAUCUGGUGGAGCGCUUGGAUCUGGAGAAACGGAUCGAAUUGGUGCGUCGCAAGGAGCGCAACGAGGCCAAUCUAUAUGUCUCGAUUCACGUCAUACUCGAGGAAUAUUUCGAGGGCCAACAGAAGCGGCGACUGUUCGACUUGGAGAAGACACAUCAGCGACCAUUCAAGCUAAAGCAAACCCAAACUGUGGACGAAUUGGUCGAUAUGCUGGUCAAGGCAUUCGGCGUGUCACGCGAUCGCAUGCGCAUGUGGAAUAUGUGCACAGCCCAGAAUCAAAAGUUUAUCUAUUUCGACUUUGAGGCCGAGGCGAUGCGCACCAUCGAACAGAUCCCACCAUCGCAAAAGCCCUGGGUAAUCUUUUUGGAGCUAGCGUCGGCAGAGAACACCGGUCCGCUGCCGCCCUUUAAUCCUAAAACAGACGCAUUGCUCUUCUUAAAGUAUUACGAUGCGCGCAACAAACGCUUGAAUUAUAUUGGUUGCACCCAUCAGCCACUGAAUCGUCGCAUCUCAGAGCUCGUGCCUGAGGUGAAUCGGAAGCUAGGCUUUGAACCCGACACUGAACUAACCGUCUUCGAUGAAUGUGGUGAUAAGAAGGUGCCGAACAUAAAUGACACCAUCGACAAUGUUCUCUACAUAUCGCAGGAUCAUCUGCAGGGUCAGAUAUUGAUCUUUGAACGCGAAAAUGUUGACAUGAAACUCGAUUUGCCCACAGUCGAAGACUACUUUAUGGAUCUGGUCUAUCGAAUUGAAAUCAUAUUCAGUGAUAAAUGUAAUCCCAAUGAACCAGACUUUACGCUCGAGCUCUCCAAUCGCUACAAUUAUGAACAGCUGACAAAUGCAGUCGCCGAGCGUCUAAACACAGAUCCACAAAAGUUACAGUUCUUCAUGUGCAUCAACAACUACAAAGAGACAGCGGGAAAUGCUGUGCCCUACACAUUUAAGGGCACCAUCAAGGAUCUGGUCUCCUACAACAAUAAGAGCACACCGAAGAGAAUUUUCUAUCAAAGACUGUCGCUGAGCAUCCAUGAAUUGGACAAUAAGAAACAAUUCAAAUGCAUUUGGGUUUCGAACGACCUCAAGGAGGAGAAGGAGCUGGUGCUCUAUCCCAACAAAAAUGACACCGUCAAGGGGCUGUUAGACGAGGCGGUCAAGAAGAUACCGCUACCCGAGAAUAGUCGCAAGAAAUUGCGUCUGAUGAAGGUCGGAAAUCAUAAAAUAGUCACCGUUUGCAAGGACGAAGUCCCUCUGGAGACGCUACUUAAGUCGAGCGAAUCAAUAACCACCACACAGGGUGCACAGAAGACCUAUCGGAUCGAGGAAAUAUCCAUCGAGGAGGCCCAGCUGGCCGAGAACGAGAUGCUCAUACCGGUCGCGCAUUUCAGCAAGGAGCUAUACAAUUCAUUUGGGGUGCCCUUCCUGACCAAGGCGCGGCAUGGCGAGCCCUACAGUGCGCUGAAGCAGCGCAUACAGAAGCGCCUAAAUGUGCCGGACAAAGAGUGGGAGAACUACAAGUUUGCUGUCAUCACGAUGGGGCAUACUGUGGACGUGAAUGACAACACUCCCGUGGAUUUGGAGGUCUAUCGCACCUGGACUGGCGGCCAGCUGCCAUUCUUCGGACUCGAUCACAUUAACAAGUCUCGCAAACGCAGCUCGCUCAAUUUCUCGGAGAAGGCAAUCAAGAUCUACAACUAAUCUGAAUUAAACAUCCAUCUGCGGAUCCUAUGGUUUGGCUGGCGGCCCCUGGCAUUGGCAUAAUCGCAGAAAAACUCUACAAAAAAAACAUACAUAUAUAGUUAUUAUAUGUGAGGUCGAAAGGUCGGGUUGCGCGUGCCAUACAGACGACGAAAACUAUGGACUUUUGCGGACUUGUGAGCUGUUUUUCUCUUUUUUU
Scaptodrosophila lebanonensis is the source of this 4484-nucleotide messenger RNA. It is a transcript of the gene Usp7, whose product is annotated as ubiquitin carboxyl-terminal hydrolase 7. Gene Ontology annotation, molecular function: cysteine-type deubiquitinase activity; cysteine-type endopeptidase activity; protein binding. NCBI's taxonomy places the organism in Eukaryota, Metazoa, Arthropoda, Insecta, Diptera, Drosophilidae. The transcript is spliced from 4 exons. Bases 854 to 4285 code for a protein of 1143 amino acids. Gene Ontology annotation, cellular component: cytosol; nucleus. Gene Ontology annotation, biological process: protein deubiquitination; regulation of protein stability. The record is from RefSeq and is a predicted model, not a curated record.